Penicillium waksmanii is the source of this 514-nucleotide messenger RNA. Its product is annotated as 40S ribosomal protein uS9. The transcript is spliced from 4 exons. NCBI's taxonomy places the organism in Eukaryota, Fungi, Ascomycota, Eurotiomycetes, Eurotiales, Aspergillaceae. The record is from RefSeq and is a predicted model, not a curated record. The coding region runs from base 83 to 514 and encodes 143 amino acids. Gene Ontology annotation, molecular function: RNA binding; structural constituent of ribosome. Gene Ontology annotation, biological process: translation; maturation of SSU-rRNA from tricistronic rRNA transcript (SSU-rRNA, 5.8S rRNA, LSU-rRNA). Gene Ontology annotation, cellular component: ribosome; cytosolic small ribosomal subunit.
AUUCGCGGUCGACUUCUUUUCCAUCUCCCACGACAACACACUCCCUCCCUAUCGACAACCGACCAGGGCCAUUUUACCCACCAUGGCUUCCGUCCCGAGUGUGCAAUGCUUCGGCAAGAAGAAGACGGCCACCGCUGUCGCCCACUGCAAGCAAGGCAAGGGCCUCAUCAAGGUUAACGGCCAGCCCAUCUCUCUGGUCCAGCCCGAGAUCCUCCGCUUCAAGGUCUACGAGCCCCUCCUGAUCGUCGGCCAGGACAAGUUCGCCGGUAUCGACAUCCGCGUUCGUGUCACCGGUGGUGGUCACACCUCCCAGGUCUACGCCAUCCGUCAGGCCAUCGCCAAGUCUAUCGUCGCUUAUUACCAGAAGUACGUCGAUGAGCACUCCAAGAACCAGCUCAAGCAGGCUUUCGCCCAGUACGACCGCACCCUGCUGGUCGCCGACAACCGCCGCGCGGAGCCCAAGAAGUUCGGUGGUCGCGGUGCCCGCGCCCGUUACCAGAAGUCCUACCGUUAA